UUUAAGUACAAAAUUGAAGGAUUCGAUUAAAAGCAAAAAUUGUUUUCUGGUGAUAUUGGACAAAUAGAAAGGAAAGAAGUAUGUUGAGUAACAAUAGUGCACUAUGUCAAUAUCAAUAUAGAGAUUCGGUGGAAUAUACUAACAGCAUUUUUUUAAUUUCAUGUUAUAUGUUUAACGCUGUAUUUACAGUCGCAACAAAUGGUUUCUUGAUUUCAGGCUUGCAUUUUACAACCCAAAAAAAAAAGUACACUCGAAACGAGAAGCUUGUUAUUGUACUAUCUAUAACAGAUAUAUUAAAUGUUCUGAUAGUUGCGUCAUCUCAGACUAUAUUACUCAAACAGAUUGAUAAUAUUGGUUGCUUAGAGAUAUCUAUUAUAAUAUUUUUUCGAGUUUGGUUGUUAGGCUUAUCAAGCUCAAUUUUUAUAAUAAUUUCUUGUGAGCGUUAUGUUACUGUAUUUUAUAAUAACAAGAUAUGUGGAGUUAUAAUUAAAGAUUCCUAUUUAUUUGGAUACCUUUCAUUUGUUAUUAUUUUAACGUUUAAUACUGCUGUUUUGUACAGUGUAGUGAAUGUUAAAUCAAGCUUGCAUCUACAGUAUAUACUAUUUAUUGGGACUGGUUUUGUAACGCUGGCUUCACUUUUUAUGAUUGUUUUUACUAAUCUUAUAAUGCUUAUUCAAACAAACAAAAAAUUAAAAAGUAGUUCUAUUCGAGCUCAGAAAAACACUGAAAUAAAAAACUAUAUAACAAAAACCGUAGUAAUAAUAUCACUUACACAUGUUGUGUUUUACGCACCAUGCUUGGUAGCGCAGUAUUAUUUGUCAUUUGUUUUCUCAAAAAAUUUUGUUUCUCUGAUACCUGCAGCGCAUCGGGUAUUUAUGUGGACCAUAGCUGUUAGAGAGAUUAGUCCCUGGAUUAACGCAUUGACUUAUACAUUUAGAAACAGAAAAGUUUCCAAAUUAUUCGGUUUCAAAAUAAAUUCAUUAUUUUCAAAUAACAACCUUAAAGUAAGACCAGCCCAAGAAUCUACAUCUGAUAGCAGGUCAACGUCUGUACUGUAAAAAAACUUUAAAAACUUUUUUUUUUACUCUACUAGUUAAAUUUUACAUUACUUGAAUUUAUUUUAAAAAUUAUUAGUGAA
This is a messenger RNA of Hydra vulgaris (swiftwater hydra), 1138 nucleotides long. RefSeq lists its product as uncharacterized. The record is from RefSeq and is a predicted model, not a curated record. Gene Ontology annotation, cellular component: membrane. Lineage: Eukaryota; Metazoa; Cnidaria; Hydrozoa; Anthoathecata; Hydridae.